AUGUCCAGCACCAAGCGGCUGCAGGCGUACUCACCGGCAAGCGGAGCACGGCUGCUGUCUGGCGCAGAGGAUGCACACUCUGUUACUGAACUCAUCGGCAGGAAGCUCGACUUUCCCGCCGCUCCGGUAACCAAGACACACGCGUCGCUGGCCGCACCCGCUGCCGUGACCGCCACGCCCGAUGCCGUGACCGCCACGCCCGACGCACCCGCUGCGCCCGAUGCGUCGGCGCAGACUGCCAGUCCCGCCAAGGCCACGACGCCGCGGAGCAAGACAAAGAAGCAGAAGAAGAGGAGCAGCAAGGCGGGGAGCAAGGCAAAGUCCCGGUCAUCGACCGUCGAGCUGCCGGCAGGCGAGGAGGCACCCGAGGGCUGGGCAUCGUGGUCCGACGCCAAGCGCAAGUCGUGGCUCCUCCGCGACGUCAACCCCAACGCGUUCUACUACCGCCACACUCCGCCUGGUGAGACCCAGCUGAACGGCAAGUGGUCCGACGAGGAGCAGGCUGUCUUCAUGGCCGCUCUCGAGUGCCAUCCGCCCAAUGGCCACUGGGGCCUCUUCGCCAUGCACAUCCCGGGCCGCGUCGGCUACCAGUGCCGCAACUUUUAUCACUAUUUGCUCUCCACUGGUGUCCUCUCCGACCCGGACUACACCGAUGCCAACGGCAACUACACCGCAAAGAAGGUGCGCGGCCCGCGCUCCGCCGCAAAGAAGCCGCGCAAGCCACGCAAGACCAAGGUCAUCCGCCCGCCGCCCGUCGUGGCCGCAAAGCCCGGCACCCCAGCCUCGGUCGCCGCCGCAAACAGAACCGCCGCCGCAAAGGCCGCCGCUGCCGCAAAGGCCGCCGCCCGCCGCGCGCAGCGCAAGGCCGCAAAGGAGCGCAAGGCUGCCGCUGCUGCUGCUGCCGCUGCCGCCGCCACAGAGUCCGCCACAGAGUCCGCCGCAGAGCCCGCGCCGCCUACCCAGCCCACGUCCAUGGACGAGGAACUCGAUCUGGUGCCGGCCCCGGUCGCAGAGGCAGUCCCAGUCAUCACCCUCAAGCGCAAGCGCGCCUCGCCCACCGUUGCCGCCCUCCACAGCCGCAUGAUCGAAGGCGACGGCAUCGCUGCCGAGGCCGAGAUCCUUGGCCAGGGCCGCCUCAAGCGCGGCAAGCCGCUGCCCUCGCUUGUUCCGGACCUUCCGCCGCUCCCGUCGCCGUCCGAGCUCCCGCCGCUUCCGGUCCUGCCCUCGCUCCCGGUCCUCCCGCCGCCUCAGCUUGGCCUCGAGCUCGAGCAGGCCGCCGAGCACUGCGUCGUCGAGAACAGCGCCACCAUCCGCUUCGAUCGCGCCACUGCCCACGAGCUCGCCCACCUCCUCGCCCGUCACCAGGACCAGCGCCUCGAGCUCAUGCGCGCCAUCACUGCAGAGCAGAACAAGUUUAUCACCUUUUUCACUGCAGAGCUCGCCCGCGCCGCCGCAGCCGCCCCGGCCUCGGACGCCCGUAUCCGCGUCCUUCGUGCCUCGCUCCGUGCAAAGUUUGACUCGAUGGCCGAAGACAUGCUCUCCAAGCAGCGCCAGGAGGCUCAGAUGCUGGCCUGCUGGCAGCUGUGGGAGGCAAAGCAUGCCCUCGGCAUCUCCACCGCUUCUCCGCUCGACGCCCGCAACCCCUCCGCUGGCCUCGCCACUCUCUCCGUCUGCUUCCCCUUCCAUCUCGUUGUCGUCGCCGACCACUAGCCCUUAUCGGUGCGGUCGUGGAGGCGCGUUGUCUCGCGCGCCAAGUGAACAACACAGUACAUAAC
This is a messenger RNA of Thecamonas trahens ATCC 50062, 1775 nucleotides long. RefSeq lists its product as uncharacterized. The coding region runs from base 1 to 1710 and encodes 569 amino acids. The record is from RefSeq and is a predicted model, not a curated record. The transcript has 2 exons. NCBI's taxonomy places the organism in Eukaryota, Apusomonadida, Apusomonadidae.